AUGCCGGGCUCGGCGCUGAAGACCAUACCCCUCACCUGGCCGUUCGCCGUUUGGGGCAUGGAUAUGGUGGGCAAAUUCAAGACAGCCUCCGGCGGGUACACCUAUCUCCUGGUCGCCGUAGACAAGUUCACCAAGUGGGUGGAGGCAAAACCCAUCAAGAAGUGCGAUGGUAAAACAACCACCGAAUUCCUGCGCGAACUGAUCUACCGCUACAGCUACCCCCAUAGCAUAAUCACGGACAACGACACCAACUUCGCCAAGGGGGAAAUGGCCGACUUCUGCGAAGACAAGGGCAUCCGACUCGACCUCGCAUCAGUCGCACACCCUGAGUCGAAUGGGUCGACUGGCUUCACGCCCUUCUUCCUCGUGUACGGCGUCGAAGCUAUCAUGCCCACGGACAUCGCCUACGAUUCGCCACGAGUCGCCAACUACGUCGAAGAAGAAAACGAGCGCGCUCGACAAGAUGACGUCGAUCUCCUUGACGAAGCACGCUACCUCGCACUCGCCAGGAAAGCCAUCUACCAGCAAGGCCUCCGCCGCUAUCACAGUCUCCGCGUCCGCGGCCGCUCCUUCCAAGAAGGCGACCUCAUGUUGCGGCUAAUACAGGACAAGAAAGGCAUGCACAAGCUGUCCCCCCCAUGGGAAGGGCCAUUCGCCAUCUGCCGCGCGCUCGGCAACGACUCCUACUACCUGACCGACGUUCGCAAGGAUGACAAAGGCGAGCCGCUCACCAGGGAAGUCGAGCGCCCCUAG
This is a messenger RNA of Lolium perenne, 753 nucleotides long. RefSeq lists its product as uncharacterized. Gene Ontology annotation, biological process: DNA integration. Gene Ontology annotation, molecular function: nucleic acid binding. The record is from RefSeq and is a predicted model, not a curated record. NCBI's taxonomy places the organism in Eukaryota, Viridiplantae, Streptophyta, Magnoliopsida, Poales, Poaceae.